AUGGCUGGCGUUAGCUCCGAAUCGAGCCUCUGGGCGAUACGGUAUCCCAACUGGGAUACAACUAGGGAAGCCUUCGAGGAUGACAAAAACCCAGUACCGAAACCGCCAUCCGUAGCAAUCGACUGGCUUUUCCUCAGCGAGACUUUUCAAAUGAGAGCCCUUGGGGGGCUGCGUAUGCCAGAAUACUGGGCCCUGCAAGACAUCGACGCAUAUGGACCAACCUACCGCGUAUCGGACGUGGUAGGUGCCAUCGAAGACGAAAGCGAUCCAUUCAUUGAUGCCGAUCCACGCGAGAAACUGUCAAACUGUAUGGAUGGUUUGACACUGUAUCCGUACGUAUCUUGGGCAACCAGUGACUUUGUCGAGGUGGACGAAACGAAGUGGUUCAAGAUCUUCCGAAGGGAGAGAUGGUCGAGUUACAAGCACCCCGACCCCAACGGGCUAUCGAUCGAUAUCGACGACGACGCAACCUGGGCCAAAAUAAGCAGAGUCAUCGAGCUUGCAAAUAGAAUUCUGAAAGAAGCAGUCAGUCAUGAAUGGCUGGCAAGUUUUCUAAAGGAGGAUUCCCGUGAAGUUCGACGGGAUGUAACGGUAGAGUCAAAACAUCAGGCCACUCGGAAGGGUACCAUCGUCCGCGUCAAGCCGGUCAGCCCCGAAUCCCGUCUUAGUCCAACAGAAGCUCGAAAGGUUCUUGACGACAUCGCCGACACUUUCUUUUGGGGAUUCUAUCUUAGAGAGGAAUCGCCUUCAGCUAUUGGAUUGACAUCAAAGCUCAUUGACAAGAACGGGAGGCUGCUCAAGUGGAUGCGUGUUGGUAUCGAGUAUUUCCAGCCGAUAUUCCAAAACAUGAUGUUCCAGGACCCUGAAGGCCGCCAGGCAACGUUUUUGGUGACCAAGACUCAUGGUAUAUCUGGCCACAUGCACAGAUCGUAUCAAGAAAAGCAUCCCGAGGAACCGCUCAUGGCGACCGAAGCUGACGUCUCCAGCGGUCCCCAAAGGGCUGGUCAUGCCCUCUUCGGCAUACGUGCCCCUUGGCCAGCUUUCUGCGUGUCAAGCGCCGGUCGCAUGGAUACCUACGACAAUGGGCCUCUCACGGAAGCAUUUCGGGAACAUCGGCCCGGCAUACCUGCCAUCGUCCCUUGCGCGAUGACAUCUUCUGACUUUUGGGAGACGCAUGUGCCAAAAUACGGAUACAAGGCACUGAGAUACAAGGGGGUCUGUGUUUCUGAACGGGUUUGGGAGAGCCAUUAUCAAGACGCCGCACGAACCUCGCGGGCCAAGAUUCUUGACCCCCCUUAUUCGGAAUACGGUCGUCUUGAUCAUAGUAUGAGAAUGAUUGCUCAGCGCUUGAGACUUAGACGAUUGGAGCUCCGAAGGCUGAGGCCAUGGUACAAGGAAGAAUACACCAAAUGGCAUGCUACGAUAUAUGCCGAGACUCAACUGCGAUGCAAAUUGGCCGACAUUGGGUCUUCGUCUAAAUCCCAUCACGACACACACGAAUCCGAUAUUCGGCACCAGCUCAAGAGCGUCUUGUGGCCAUAUAACCAUGGUCUCGAUGUCGCCAAAUUCAAGAUUCGACACAAAACGACAUCGAGGUUCCUCUACCACGCCUACGCAUAUCUGUGGUUGGCAACGCUGCCCGUCAGGAAGAAGCCUACGCCAUCCAGUCGUCCGACCUCAAGGCCACUGCAUCCCGAAAGACUGAGCAUACCCAAAGCUGCUGGAGGCCAGGAGGUCAUUGACCUUGCUACUAAUCAGGGAAAAAGAACAUCAGUAGCGACGGAAACGUACCUACGCAACUCCAAUACCCCUAGCCACGACAAAGAGCUGUGCAUGGAAAACGCCAAACUGUCGUUUUUACGAUGGAAAGUUCUCGGAAAUGUGUCACCUGAGGUGGCUAAAGGUUUCAAGUAUGACUGGCGUGAUAUAAGGAGAAUGAUGGAUCAAUCCCCCUAUGACCAUGGGUGGUUAACUUACAAUUACCGAGACUUGCCCACCCACGUCACUCAAGAGACGCAUUACCCUAUCGGAGCAUCGCAGGUUCAAGGACUUCCCUCGGAGAGGAUUGACCUUGACGACGCCGAUCUUCCAUCCUGGGCUGUCGCGAGACCGGUGAUCGCUCAAGUGCCGGUCCCGUCGCGAGGCAAAUCUGCUGAGAUCACCCCUCCGCUUCGCCACUACCAUGUAGGCGAAAUUGGUGAUCAUCAACGCGUCGGUAGCGGAGUCAAGUGGUUUGUCCACAAAGCCGACAGUGAUGACAGGCAUUUAAUCUACGACCUCAGUGGGAUAUUGUCGUCGGAGUAUGGGUGGAAUGCUGCAACUCGAGAGAAACUGACAAUGAGGCCAGAUUCCUCCAGUCCUGUCUUGAAUAGAGUGCUUCGCACAGGAGACAUGAACGAGAAGGUCCGUGAAUUGUGUUUGAAAAAUGGGCCCAUUGGACAAGUGAUGCAGCUCAUGCGCACGGAAGAUAUCAGACUGUGUUAG
Molecule: messenger RNA, 2484 nt
Organism: Colletotrichum lupini
Lineage: Eukaryota; Fungi; Ascomycota; Sordariomycetes; Glomerellales; Glomerellaceae
Exons: 4
Coding region: 1-2484 (827 amino acids)
Source: RefSeq, a predicted model, not a curated record